AUGCGGAAGCAGCAGGCGUCGGCGUCGGCGUCGUCUUCCUCCUCUUCCUCGACGGAGACCAAGCCGCUCCGCCGCCUGCUCCGCCGCGGGCCGAAGCCGCCGGAGCAGGAGCCGUCCCUCAGCCUCCCCCUCCUCCGCGACCCCAACGACGCCGACAUGCCGCCCGCGUCGGCUCCAACUCCAUCACCGACCCCGCCGCCUCCCGUGAGCACGUCGCAACACCAGCUGCCGCCAAAGAUCCGGCUCACGGCAGCGCAGGGCGGGCACCGUGAGCCCGCGACGGCGCCACCAGGAGCAGGAGCUGCCCACGACGCGGACUCGCGCGCGACGUCCCUCUCCUCUCCCUCACCGCACACGACUCCCGAGCGCAGACCCUCGCGAGGCGAGGCCGGAGAAGGCCGGGGCGAGGUGGAUCCGGGUUGGGGUCAACAGAUCCGAGCGGCUCCAGUUCGGAUCUGGCAAUAGACGGGCGCGAGGUGGCCGACGGCGGAGCUUUGAGCUCGGGCUCCCAUGGCGGCAGCCUCGCAGCAGGGAAGAGGGAGACCGAGUGAGAGAGGAAACGUUUUUUUCCAGAUCCAUAUAGGGACUGCGGGUUGAAUACCCAGAAAUGGAGGGGGUUUUGUGCAAAACUACCGACGACGUAUGACAGAAGCGAUCGGCGCUUUAUUAUUAGGGGAGAUAUAUCAAGACUUAAUUUGCUUGGUUGAUCUAAAAAAGAGAGGAGACGUACACUAUGAUUGGAUUUGUAUGCAAGUUCAACUCUUCAUCUGUCAUCA
Messenger RNA from Hordeum vulgare subsp. vulgare (domesticated barley), 776 nucleotides. Its product is annotated as pectinesterase inhibitor 10-like. The record is from RefSeq and is a predicted model, not a curated record. The transcript has a single exon. Lineage: Eukaryota; Viridiplantae; Streptophyta; Magnoliopsida; Poales; Poaceae. Bases 1 to 465 code for a protein of 154 amino acids.